Messenger RNA from Closterium sp. NIES-67, 412 nucleotides. The record is from the annotation of a GenBank genome assembly. Lineage: Eukaryota; Viridiplantae; Streptophyta; Zygnematophyceae; Desmidiales; Closteriaceae.
CACAAGGUCAUGGAGGAACCAGCUUCGGGGAGCCACGGUAUUUUCCAAAAUAGAUCUGCGGUCCGAAUACUAGCAGAUAAGAAUGGCGGACAAUUCCGUUCACAAAACUGCAUUCCGAACUUGGUACGGGUCGUACGAGUAUCUGGUAAUGCCGUUCGGACUCACCAAUGCACCAGCGACGUUCCAAGCAAAAUGCGUGGUGGUAUACAUGGACGACAUUCUCAUCUACUCGUGCGACAUGAAGCAGCACGUCGAACACCUGCGACGCGUUUUUCAAAUUCUUCGACGAGAACGAUUCUACAUCAAAUUGUCCAAGAGCGACUUCGCACUCGAGAAGGUCCAAUUCCUCGGACAUAUCGUGAGCAUUCAAGGAGACACACUUGACUUCCUCGAGACACACUUCCACUACGAC